CAUGAUUGACGUUCUUCUUGCCAAUUGUGCUUAGCUCCAAUUAGUCAACGGGCGCUGCCGGGGCAGGACAUAACAAGCAUCUUUCUGAGUGUACACAAGGUAUCAGACAGACUAGAUCAUCGUACAUGUUCACCACUACUUAAGUAAGACACAUCUGCCACGAAAUUAUUGUCAUAUAAGCUUUACAAUUUGCAACAGUUGGCCCUUCACGCAGCUCGUGAUGAUGUCUUCUGUUAGGGCACAUGGCGCCCAUCGCCACCGACACAUUUAUUCUGGGAGGCAGUCAUCUUUGCAUAGUGAUUGUUCCCCGAGCUCCAGCUUUGCAGCGGUCUCACAGCCUCGAGGUUUACAGCGCGCUCGACCCAAAGUGCAACUCACCGACGCCGAAGAUGAAGGGUUAGAUAUUGUUCUCAGAUCGAUGGAAGACCUAGAAGCCCAUCUAAGACAGAGGAUCGAGGAAUUGGAAGCUCGCCUUGGAACUUUGACAUCCACUCAUCAGGAAACGACCCAAGCGAACCAGAAACUCCUUGUGAAACUUGACUCAUGGACGGGCUCAAUCAAGACUCUGUUAGAUCAGUGCUUCGCACCAAUCAAUGACGUUCAUCUUCCCUAGACUCCGCAGUGCAAAGAUAAUGAGGAGUCGGAGGUUGAAGGGUUGGCGAAUUGCGAAUAUCGUGUUGAAUAGAGAGGGAGUUGGAUCAUCCUUGGUAACUUCACUUAGCCCCUGAGAUUUGAUGGUGACGAGAAAAUAGCUUGUGCAACGACGUUGAUUCCUAAGUACCAUGCACGAAAUUACACAUUGGAAUAUUGCAAUAGAAAAUAGGAUUAUUAGGAGUUCUAAUUGAGGCUUGACGUACGGCACACCCUGUU
This is a messenger RNA of Truncatella angustata, 870 nucleotides long. RefSeq lists its product as uncharacterized. Bases 224 to 613 code for a protein of 129 amino acids. NCBI's taxonomy places the organism in Eukaryota, Fungi, Ascomycota, Sordariomycetes, Amphisphaeriales, Sporocadaceae. The record is from RefSeq and is a predicted model, not a curated record. The transcript is spliced from 7 exons.